AUUUCUAAUCUGUCCUGUUUGUUUCUAUCAGGGGAGCCAUCCUUUGACUGUGAUAGUCCAGACUUUGUUCCCUCCAUAUUCCCUCAUAGCAGCAUCACCACAGACAGCACUGCAAAGGUGGCAAGGUAUGAACGACAGAGGAGACGGGCGGAGUCGGGGGCUCCUGAUGACAGACCUGCUGUCAUGCCUGAUCUGGAAUCAGCUGCAGCUUUACCUCCAGACGUUCUGAAAGUGAUUGUUGGUGAAGAGGAGCAGCAGGAGUGUAGCUCCAGUGUGGACCAGCAGGAGCCAGAGCCCCCCCCACACAUUAAAGAGGAACAGGAGGAACUGUGGAGCAGUCAGGAGGGAGAGCAGCUUCAAGGGCUGGAGGAGGCUGAUAUCACCAAGUUCCCAUUCACUCCUGUCCCUGUGAAGAGUGAAGAUGAUGAAGAGGAAGCUCAGUCCUCACAGCUUCAUCAGAGACAAACUCAACACAUGGAAACAGAAGCUGAUGGAGAGGACUGUGGAGGACCAGAACCAGCCAGGAACUCACAUCCACUUUUCCAACCAGAGACUGAAGACCAGACUGGAGACUCUUCUGAACCUGAGACUGAUGACAGUGCUGAUUGGAAGGAGACCAGAGAACCUCAGUCAGCUUUAAACUCUCUGAAACAUGAUUCAAAACAUAAUAAAACAUUCAGCUGCUCUGAGUGUGGGAAAAGAUUUGGCCGCAAGUCAAAUCUGUAUGAUCACAUUAGAGUCCAUACACGAGAGAAAAGAUACAGCUGCAGUGUCUGUAACAAAAGAUUUGUCUGGCGUUCACAGGUCAAAAAACAUAAAUGUGUCGGUCAUCAGUCAUCACAGCUUCCUCAGAGUCAAACUGAGGAGAAGAGAGAGGCAGAGCCUGAACCUCAGUCAGCUUUAAACUCUCUGGAACAUGAUUCAACAUGUAAGAAAAGAUUUAGCUGCUCUGAGUGUGGGAAAAGAUUUGGCCGAAAGGCGCAUCUGAGAGAUCACGUGCGAAUCCACACAGGAGAGAAGCCUUUCAGCUGCUCAGUCUGUCAGAAAUCUUUUAGACACAGUGGAGGUUUACGGUCACACAUGGUAGUCCACACAAGAGAGAAAAUAUUCAGCUGCAGUUUUUGUAACAACAGAUUUGCCCAGAGUUCUGAUGUCAAAAGACAUAAAUGUGUUGGUCGGAUGGAAACAGAAGCUGAUGGAGAGGACUGUGGAGGACCAGAACCAGCCAGGAACUCACAUCCACUUUUACAACCAGAGACUGAAGACAAGGCUUCAGACUCUUCAGAGACUGAGACUGAACCUGAGAAUGGUGACAGUGCUGAUUGGAAGGAGACCAGAGAACCUCAGUCAGCUUUAAACUCUCUGAAACAUGAUUCAAGACGUAAGAAAACAUUCAGCUGCUCUGAGUGUGGGAGAAAAUUUGUCCAAAGGGGACAUCUGAAGAGACACAUGAUGACUCACACAGGAGAGAAGCCUUUCAGAUGCUUAGACUGUAAGAAAUAUUUCACACGGAUUGGAGACUUGCAAAAACACAUGAGAAUCCACAGAGGAGAGAAGCCUUUCAGCUGCUCUGAGUGUGGUAGAGCUUUCACCGAAAGUGGAACCCUGAAGAGACACAUGAUAACUCACACAGGGGAAAAACCUUUCAGCUGCUCAGUCUGUAAGAAAUCUUUUACACAGAGAGGAGGUUUACGGACACACAUGGCCGUAGUCCACACAGAAGAAAAACCUUUCAGCUGCCCGGUGUGUCAGAUGUCGUUUACACGGAGACAAUAUUUACAGAGACAUUUGAUCAUCCACAAGGGAGGGAGGCUUCCCAGUUGCUCGUUGUGCGGUAAAGGUUUCACUUCAAGUGGAAAUCUGAAGAGACACAUGAUGACGCACACCGGAGAAAGACCUUUCAGCUGCUCACUCUGUAAGAAGUCUUUUAGCGAGAGAGGAGGUUUAAAAAGACACAUGAUGACUCACCAAAACAAAAAACCCUUUACCAGUUUGGAGUGUGGUAACGGUUUUAUUGAGAGCAGUGAAAUUAAGAUACAGUUGGUAGCUCACACAGGAGAAAAGCUUUUCAGCUGCUCAGUCUGUCAGAAGUCCUUCACACAGAGGGAUAGUUUGCAGAGACACGUACGCAUCCACACCGGAGAGAAAAAGUACAGCUGCCGUUUUUGUGGGCAAAGAUUCGCCUGGUCCACCAGCCUCAAAAUCCAUCAGUGUGCUGGUGGACCUCUACAACCAGAGACCGAAGACCAGACUGGAGACUCUUCUGGACCUGAGACUGAUGACAGUGCUGAUUGGAAGGAGACCAGAGAACCUCAGUCAGCUUUAAACUCUCUGAAACAUGAUUCAAGAUGUAAGAAAACAUUCAGCUGCUCUGAGUGUGGGAGGAGAUUUGGAAAAAGGCAACAUCUGAAUGACCACAUGAGAAUCCACACAGGAGAGAGACCGUUCAGCUGCUCAGUCUGUCAGAAAUCUUUUACACAGAGCGGAAAUUUAUACAAACACAUGAGCGUCCACAGGAAGGAGGAGGAGAACUUUUACUUUACAUCUGACACCGCGCUUCCUUCGGUCCUGACGACUGUGACUUUGACUGGAUGAGCGGUUCUUGGGAUGUGC
This is a messenger RNA of Sander lucioperca (pikeperch), 2613 nucleotides long. RefSeq names its product oocyte zinc finger protein XlCOF6-like. NCBI's taxonomy places the organism in Eukaryota, Metazoa, Chordata, Actinopteri, Perciformes, Percidae. Gene Ontology annotation, biological process: regulation of transcription by RNA polymerase II. Gene Ontology annotation, cellular component: nucleus. The record is from RefSeq and is a predicted model, not a curated record. The transcript has 3 exons. The coding region runs from base 184 to 2595 and encodes 803 amino acids. Gene Ontology annotation, molecular function: RNA polymerase II transcription regulatory region sequence-specific DNA binding; DNA-binding transcription factor activity, RNA polymerase II-specific.